Messenger RNA from Aspergillus pseudoviridinutans, 807 nucleotides. RefSeq lists its product as uncharacterized. The transcript has 2 exons. The coding region runs from base 1 to 807 and encodes 268 amino acids. NCBI's taxonomy places the organism in Eukaryota, Fungi, Ascomycota, Eurotiomycetes, Eurotiales, Aspergillaceae. The record is from RefSeq and is a predicted model, not a curated record.
AUGCGCAGCCACGACGAAUUCGCCCUCGAUCUCGACGCCGCCGACGCGACCGACGACCGGUGCAAACGCACCAAAACGACGCACGCCGCAUCCCGCAUCUGCUACGACUGGAUGAUCGUCUCGGGGAACUGCCACUACGCGCGCGACCGCGCCUCAUUCACACACUACCGGGCGAUGCCGCACCGAACCCGCGUCAAGAACAACAUCUUCAAUCCGCAGGAGGAGCUCGAGGUAGCCGGGGUAGGGACGGUCGAGCUGCGCGUCUGCCGGACGGUGCGCGACGGGGGCGCCAGCUCGCAUGUUAUCGUGCUGGAGGACGUGCUGCAUAUCCCGGAGGCGGUGUGUAAUGGGUUCAAUCCGCUGCUGUACGGGAGUAGCAUGUCGUGUAACAUGGAAUAUUGGGAGGGGGCGGAUCGGCGAGGGGAGCCGGUGUGGUUUGCGGUGCCGUAUGCUGGGGGGACGAGGUUGGUGUUGGCCGGAGACCCCAGCGGGGAGUCGGAGUUGAUUCAGGGGAGGUAUUAUACGUUGAGUUUGUCCAUUACGCCGCAGGAGAGGAGGGAAAUCUUUGAGGCGAUGGCUUCACGGCAAUUGAAGGAUGCCUCAGCCUGUAUCGGACUGAGUCGUGUGUGGCGGCUGAUGUGCAUUAGUCUCGGUCUCAGACACAUCCAACUGGCCAACACGGGGAUAGUCCGUCAGGUCAAGGAAACGGAGGAAUCCCGGUCGAUAUUGGUGGAUAAUCUGCCCCUUCAGGAUGUCGAGCUGUCGAUCUUUACUCUGUCGCGGGCUAGCAGCAUGCCUGAAACAUGA